Molecule: messenger RNA, 1902 nt
Organism: Argentina anserina (silverweed cinquefoil)
Lineage: Eukaryota; Viridiplantae; Streptophyta; Magnoliopsida; Rosales; Rosaceae
Product: double-stranded RNA-binding protein 1-like
Exons: 4
Coding region: 168-1568 (466 amino acids)
Biological process (GO): RNA processing; regulation of gene expression
Cellular component (GO): nucleus
Molecular function (GO): double-stranded RNA binding; ribonuclease III activity
Source: RefSeq, a predicted model, not a curated record
CUUUUGCCCUCUAAAAGCCGGAGCUUCUUAAAAAGCAGCUGACUAUGGUCUCUCUAAUCUCUAUACCCACACAACACAGACUCACGCCCUAGCAGUGUGAGAUUGUAGGCCUUUUCUGGAGUACCAUCUGGGUGUCAUUCUGUCUAUUUGGAAAGCACUUCUAUAUUAUGGCUACCGACGAAGAAUUGCAAGGUCUUUCAAAGUGCUAUGUAUUCAAGAGCCGGUUGCAAGAGUAUGCACAGAAAGCAGGAAUAAAGACACCAGUUUAUGAGACUACAAAAGAAGGUCCGUCGCAUGAGCCUUCCUUCUGUUCUACUGUGAUAGUGAAUGAUGUUAGAUACAACUCUUUGCUUGGGUUUACUCAUCGUAAGGCAGCUGAACAGUCAGCUGCUGAAGUUGCUCUGCUGGAGUUAUCUAAAUCUAGUGAUGCUGUGCAAUGCAUCUCUCAACCUGUUCAUGAAAUUGGCUUAUGCAAAAAUCUGCUUCAAGAGUAUGCACAAAAGAUGAAUUAUGCUGUUCCUGUAUAUCAGUGUCAGAAGGAUACUUCCCCUGGCAAAGCAUCAGUAUAUUCAUGUACAGUUGAGAUUGGGGGAAUUCGUUAUAUUGGAGCUGCAGCAGCAACCAAAAAGGAAGCUGAGAUAAAAGUGGCUAGAACUGCACUCUUAGCUCUCCAGUUAAGUGAUACCAAGUCAUCCAUGGGAUCUGUUGGCACCUCUGAGUUAACAGUGCUUCCAUCUAGAAAAAGGCGGUCAGAAUCUGAAGAGACUGAUAUUAAACCAAAACGAAAGAAAGUGCCAUAUAGGAGGAGGACGUUCAAACGUAAACCCUCUGAGGAAAUUGUGGCAGAAGAAUUAGAGAGCGAUGGAAAUGUCAAGCCAAUGAGUGCAGAAAGUAUGCCACAAGACUCAGUGUCCGAUGAUAUUCCCCAUGCUAAUAAUGUUUAUGUGGAAUAUGGGCCAUCAACAGCUUCAGAUCUCACCAACUGCAGAAAUGGCAGUGGGGAUUUGGGUUCAGUUUUAUCACCCAAUGGAAAUAUAACUAAUUUGGCGGAAGAAGUGAAUAUGGUGUCGGCCCUUGAGCCAAUGACUGCAGAAGCUAUGUUACAAGACUCAGUGUCGAAGGAUAUUGCCCCCAGUGCUGAACAUGGGUCGUCAACAACCAAGGAAGUGUAUAUGGUUUCAGCCGUUAAGCCAGUGACUGCAGAAGGUGUGCCACAGGAGUCAGUAUCUUCAGAGAUACCCCAAUCUAAAAAUGUCAAUGCUAAGCAAAGGUCACAAACAGCCAAGGAAUUGAAUAUGGUGUCCGUUGUUGAGCAAAUGACUGCUGAAAAUAUGCCACAAGAUUCCUUGUCCAAGCAUAUUCCACAUGCUAACAAUGUCAAUGCAGAACAUGGGUCAUCAACUAUGACAUCAGAUUUCACCAACGCCACCAAUGGAAAUUGCGAUGUAGUUGGUUCAGUUUCUGUGUCCUGUGAAAACACAGCUACUUCAGCCAACAAAGGGAAUUUGGUGUCCGCUGGACCUUCGGAGGUUUCAACUGUCAUUCCUGGACCUGACCAGUCACGGUGAGUACUGCAAGCUGGUGUCCUAAAUGGUAGGAGUAGGAGUUCUAUAGAAACAGAAGUUACUGGCACAGUUAUGGGUAUUCACUGCAUGGAAGGGGAUACUGAGAAUUUAUACACACUCCUUGGGUUGUAUUUCAUGGAUGCAUAUUCAUCCAUCCAUUGGGUUCUAUUUUAUCUCUUUGCCUCCUUUGGUUGUUAAAUGUCAUUAAUUUUGUAUUUGAAGUUUUGAACCAACAAGAUGAAUUAUCCUUAAUUCUUAGAAAUCUAAAGAGAAAGUUGGACCGUAGUGUUACUGCUCCCGUCUUCUCAGCACUUCUGCGGCUCUGUCAUUCUUCAAC